GGAGCGGCGCGCGCGGGCUCGGGCCGGCAGUCCGCCAUGAACUGUCUGACGGUGCCCGGUGUCCACCCCGGCUCCCCCAGCCGGCCCCGCGGGCAGAUACAGGUGAUCUUCGGACCCAUGUUCUCCGGAAAGAGCACGGAGCUCAUGCGGCGAGUGCGACGGUUCCAGCUCGCCCAGUACCGGUGCCUGCUGGUGAAGUAUGCCAAGGACACGCGCUACAGCUCUUCCGGGGUCUCCACACAUGACAAGAGUACCAUGGAGGCCCUGCCCGCCGGGCUCCUCCAGGACGUUUACCAGGAGGCGCUGGGUGCUGCCGUCAUCGGCAUCGAUGAGGGACAGUUCUUCCCAGACAUUGUGGAGUUCUGUGAGACAAUGGCCAAUGCUGGGAAAACCGUCAUUGUUGCUGCUCUGGAUGGGACUUUCCAGAGAAAGGCCUUUGGGAGCAUCCUGAACCUGGUGCCACUGGCAGAGAGCGUGGUGAAGCUGAACGCUGUGUGCAUGGAGUGCUUCCGGGAGGCCUCCUACACCAAGAGGCUGGGAGCAGAACGGGAGGUUGAAGUGAUUGGAGGAGCUGACAAGUACCACUCCGUGUGCCGAGCCUGCUACUUCCGAAAGCGACCCCAGCAGGCUGGGCCAGAGAACAAAGAGAACAUGCCCCUGGGCCUGAGGCAGCUGGAGACAGCUGCACCUCAAAAAAUCUUCACUUGACUGCUGGGAAAACGGAGGGGAAGGGAGCUCAGUGCUGUGGCUCCCAGGCACCGGCUCUGCCUCUCUCUACUUUAGCAAACUGUUCAGUGCCUCAGCCCUCCCUACCCAACCUCCGCUGCUCCCCACACCAAGCACCACAACUGAGGAUCUACCAGGCCUGAUGCUGGGGGAAGCUGAAGCAAAAGCCUGGCUAGAGUGAGUUCCCAUCUCAGAACAAGGAGAGGGACGAACACAGUUACUGAUGCUGCCACACGCAGGCCCUGGGGCACUGCACGUCAAGCCAGGCCACAGUGCUUCCGCCACUCGCUGUGGCUCUGGCCAGCUCUCCCUGUGGUCUAUGUGUGCUCAGGCUGGCACUGGUGCCUGUGAAUGCAGCCCUUCUGUCUCGUGCACUGUUGCUAAAUUCCAGGUUUCUCAAGACAAUGUACAGCCAUUAGUAUUUUAAAUGCAAUUUUUAGUUUCCUUUCCUAACAGCCUGAGGUAACUUGUCCAUUGUCACAGAGCUGUGGCACAGCUUUUAAACUGACAUGUGGCAGCCCAGCCCUGGGCAGGCCCUCGACCUCUCUGCCAGCACACUCGCUUGUGUUACUGCCUUGUCAAUUAUUGAAACACAAGAAGGUGAAGGAAGGCCAGUCAGCCUAGCAGCUGACUCUUCUGAGGUGUUGAACUUCAAAGGGCUGUGUUCUAGCAGGCUGUGACAGAGUCCUUUGGAGAAACUGGUCCCAGGGAGAGCCUCCUCCAAAUUCAGGGCAGUUUUUCUCAGGUUCAAGGCUGGUGCUGCAACUUUGGUGCUAUGUUACCUGUGAGGGGUUUGGAGGCUCAGAGUUUCAUCUAUCAAGAUUUGGACGAUUAUUCCAGGGAAGAUCCAGCUGCUUGGCAAAGGGGCUCUCCUCUGAGGAGCUGCUUCUCCACCCUAGUCAUGUCUCUUGCUCCUUCCUCAGCUUUCCAGAAUUCUCAAGGCUGACUCUUACUCUGCUCUAAGCUGACUGAAGGAUCCUCUUCCCUCUUUGUUUGACUCAGAUUCUGGAAUGUUGUUGCUUCCUUAUUCCCUGUAAAAGUGGUUUUUCCUGGAAGCCAGCAUCCACAGGCUCUGAGCAGUAGCUCUUUGCCCAGGCCAGACCUCUGCAUCCGAGUGCAGGGUUGCUGUUUGCCUGUCUCCUGGAAGGCUCCAAGAGCUGCCUGAACUCCCCCUGCUGCCCCCACAUUACAGGUGAGAAUAAUUGUACUCACAAGCGCUCGAUUGCCAGCCCUGGGCUUUUCCCCCAGGGCUGAGGAAAGUGGUGCUGCUGCUGCUGCUUUAGGUUAAUAAAUAACUUAAUGAA
This is a messenger RNA of Corvus hawaiiensis (hawaiian crow), 2030 nucleotides long. It is a transcript of the gene TK1, whose product is annotated as thymidine kinase 1. The record is from RefSeq and is a predicted model, not a curated record. Gene Ontology annotation, molecular function: ATP binding; thymidine kinase activity. Bases 37 to 708 code for a protein of 223 amino acids. Lineage: Eukaryota; Metazoa; Chordata; Aves; Passeriformes; Corvidae. The transcript has 7 exons. Gene Ontology annotation, biological process: thymidine metabolic process.